This is a messenger RNA of Biomphalaria glabrata, 2150 nucleotides long. RefSeq lists its product as uncharacterized. Bases 136 to 1587 code for a protein of 483 amino acids. NCBI's taxonomy places the organism in Eukaryota, Metazoa, Mollusca, Gastropoda, Planorbidae. The record is from RefSeq and is a predicted model, not a curated record. Gene Ontology annotation, molecular function: GTP binding. The transcript has 10 exons.
AGCAAUCGGUUAAAUCGUCCUCAGGUAGGCCCUGGUUGUAACAGCACACGGAGUCAAGGACUGCAUAUUUUUGGACAGCAUGAGGGCGUGUUACAGUAAUCGUUCACACGUGUACCACUGGGAAUCAAGAUAAAGAUGCGACCAGUAAAGGAAUUAGCAGAUGUUGUUAUUAAGCUUGAGGUUCUAGAAGAUAUAGUGGAGCAGAUUCAAGGUAUCAUUGUGAAUAUACAAAGUGUGAUAAAGAAAUGCUCAACAUGGGUUGAUGAAACAGACAACUCAACAUAUGAAGACAUCAAACAAAUGUUGGUCACCAAAACUUGUUAUUUUAUUCAGACACUCUUUCAAAUGGCGUUGGAAAGAAACAGCAAACUAUCUGAGUCAGUAAUUACUGAGGAGCAAAUGAAAAAUGUAUCUGAAAUUCAAACCAUGGAAGAUGCUGGCUUGGGCAUUAAAGAAACUUUUGAUUACCAAAAAUUAGAAGAGAAACUAACAGAUAUGUCUACAAGUGUAGAGUCAUACAAAGAUAUGGUUGAGAUCUUGCAAGAAAAGAACAAAGUUCUUGAAAAAAACUUCAAAAGAAUAUCAAAACAAAACAAAGCGAAUGGAAACAUCUGUGCUGAACAUUAUCAAGAGAUAAUGGAAGAAUUGUCAGUAGCUAGUAGGUUCAUGUCAAACUUAAAGGACGAGAAAAUAAAUCUAAGCACAGCAUUGACAGAACAGAAUAAAAAGAUGGAGAAUGUUUCUGAGAAAGUCAACAAAUCAAUAGAAAUAGUCUCUGAGUUUGCCAUGAAUCUACAUCUUCUAGAUGAGUUUGAAGAACAAAACCUAAAACUUAUCGACGACUGUGCUAAACUUCAAGUCACUUUAGAAGUAAAGGAGGCUGAAAACAGAAAACUGACGGAGGAAAUAGGCUUAUUACCAAAAGAAUUUCUAGAAAAAUUCAAAAGGUCCUUGAAAGAUGCCUACGCGUCAGGUAUCAACUUGAUAUUAGUUGGACCAACUGGACAUGGCAAAAGUGCAGUGGGAAACUCCAUACUUCAAAAGCAGUGUUUUCAAACCACUUUGUACACGGAGCAUGUAACUAAAACAAUGCAACGUGCUGUAGGAAAGUACAAAGACCUAUCUUUGAGAGUUUUUGAUUGGCCAGGUUUUUGUUUGGAAAAUAAUCAACAGAAUAGAGAUGCCUCUCUGAUUUCUUGCCAAUACAAUCUACUAGUAAGAUAUUCCGAAAAUGUUUGUGUGAUCCUCGUUGUUGUUAAAUUUGGUUACGAUAUAACCCAGGAAGUUAUUAAUUUCUUUGAUAGUAUUAAGUCAACAGUCAACCAGAACAUUUUUAAAGAUUAUGGGAUAUUAAUUAUGACAAGAGGGGAUGUAUUGAAACAAAACACAGAGGAAGCCAUGUCAUUUCAAGAUUGGCUGCAACGUCAAGAAGGCUGUUUGAAAGAAUUUUUGACCGAAUUUAACGGGAGAGCACUCUUGUUUGACAACAUUUCAAAGGACGCAGACGUACAAAAGAAACAACUAGAUGAUCUAAAGAGUAUGAUUGAUAAGAUGAUACUUUUUAAGACUUUUGUGUCUAAUCCAUGAACUUUAAAAAUGUUAUAGGAAAUUAGAUUAUAAAUUAUUAAUUUAUUUAAAAUCCAUGUAUUUUCGAAGAUACAUAGUUUUGCCUUGUACAGUGUAAUGCUUGUAAAUGACUUUUUAAUUGUUAUUUUAGUGUACUGGUUAAGCUUAUAAAGAAUUUGCAUAUAGAAAUUGUACACUUUAGUUACAGACAGAAGAAAUAGUGACAUAACCGCAUAUACUUUUUUAACUAUAAAAUAAACGUCCCUAGUUUUAGAAAACAUUCGGAUGCCUAUUUGUGAUUUAAAUGUUAUGGUGUUGUCGGAUGUACAGUUGUGUAGACUUUUGUAUUUUGUCAUAGGAAAGUUACCUUUUUUAUAGUUCCAUGAAACUCACAAUAUGAAAAGGGGAAAAUCGUCGGCUUCACAUAUUCCUCUAUGUUUUGUGUUGUUAACACUAUCAAUGUUUACUUUAUGUCUUUUAAAGUAGCGUAACAUCGGCAAGUUUUUAGGGGAUUCUGUACAAGCACAAUAGAGAAACACGAUGCUGAAUACAAUAUUAUUAAGUUAAAUAUACUCAAGCUCAAU